Diutina rugosa is the source of this 1800-nucleotide messenger RNA. RefSeq lists its product as uncharacterized. The record is from RefSeq and is a predicted model, not a curated record. The transcript has a single exon. NCBI's taxonomy places the organism in Eukaryota, Fungi, Ascomycota, Pichiomycetes, Serinales, Debaryomycetaceae. Bases 1 to 1800 code for a protein of 599 amino acids.
AUGGAGUUGUUCUUUCUACGACAUGGCGUCCGUAUUGACCACGAACGCCAAAGGGACCCCACGGCGAUGCCUAUCCACUCGUCAUAUCCUCCGUGGGACCCUCUGUUGGCCCAGCGAGCCCUGGCCCAGAUCGAAGCCGCGGCCAAUGAGUUUGUCAACUUGACAACAUGCUUCCCUGAUGUCGACAAACCGGCCCGGAAAAAUAUCUACAUUCACUUCAGUCCAUACCUCCGAACCUGUGAGACCGCAGAUCUUCUUGUCUCGGCUUUGAAGCCUUUAAUUGCGGCGAAAUUCCCCCAAUACAAAGUCCGGUUCCAGCUUCUUGGCGAUUUUGCCCUUUCAGAGUGGAUUCAUGAUCUGAUGAAAGUCAAGCCACCGUACGUGGAUAAUAAUGAUGCAUAUGACAUGUACACCCCCAACUUGAAGAUGAUCAAAAAUAAGAAUUGUGUGCUGAAUUUUCGACCUACCGUGACAUUGGGACCUUUCAAUGGGCCGGAUCUUCUGUACCUGCAAUAUUUGGAACGGUCUAAAGAAUAUUUCACCAAGCUCAUAGCCACCUACGAUAAACCAGCGGCAAUGAAUAACCGAGAUAUCGUCAUAGUCGUGGGUCAUGGCUAUAUGAUCAACCACUUUCUCCUGUUUUUCAUCAGCCAUCCUUUAUUCCAGGAGCUUCCUGAAGCUACGUUGAACUAUGCUCGCAGAGAGAUGAAUGAACCGGAAAACCCGUGGCACUUAAUCAAAGACUCGGUGGGACUUCUCAAAAAGGAUCCCCUGAUUGAUCUGUACCUCAAUUUCACCUCCGAUAUCGUUUAUUAUAAGACCACGUUCGUGAAGAAGGAUGAGAUCGACGAUAACGGUGAUAUCGUGAUGACACCGCCCACGGUGUCUAAAGGUAAUAUGUUAUCUCCGUGGCUGGAAGAUCGCCCUCGGCCACUGUUCAAACUCCCCAUAUCACAACUGCUGCCAGAUUUACCCACAUCGAGGCCAACCCCAGUGUGUGCCGCUGCUCGAGAUUGGAAUCCCCAACAGGCCAACAAGUUCAAAAUCAAGCAUGAAUUCGCCCUUAAAGCCAUGCAUGAUGAUGUUUUCAAAAAGACGUUUGAUUUGAGUCAUCAUCCAGAGAAACCAGUAACUCCUGAGGUAUCUCCGCUGAGUGAACCACUGAGACAAAACCUGGUCAUUGACUUAACGAAGCUCAAUUCAAAUGACGAAAUCCAUCAUCCCUUGAAAUUGCGAUAUUCCACGACCAGUGAUAUACCUAUCAGCACUCUCAACAAUCGUCUUAAUACUUCCCAAUUGAACUUGGCUCAAUUUUUGCGAGAAGACCUGUACCUGCUGUUAGUGGGUACAUCGCGAAAUCGGCUGAACCUGGGUGCGUCAGAUCACAUAUUCAGACUACAUAGAGAAGGUCUGAUUGAUCUGGAAUUGGAUAGCAUUCCUGAGGGUCGCGUUCUGCGCAAUCCGUCUCGCAAAACACGUACACCGUUACGUUUACUUCAUUCAGAGCUGGAAUCAUUGCCUCUGGUGGACUCAACAGAACCUCGGUUCGCCUUGCAAUUCGCUAAGGGAGAUACCGCACCGGGCUCAACUCUGCUGGAGUCUCCUUUGCCCAAUCAAGUCAAGCUUAUCUCAACAACAACGCCUGCGAAGGAAGUUUCAAUGGACUCCGCUCCAGACAGACCUACACCGUCUACUAAGGCUAAUCGCAUCUUUUAUCAAUUGGAUGAGUCGUCACUGGGUAGUGAUGACGACGAAGAUAGUAACUUCGUUUGGUUUGGUGAAAACUUGAAGCAUAAGUAA